Anthonomus grandis grandis is the source of this 2354-nucleotide messenger RNA. RefSeq names its product protein suppressor of forked (gene su(f)). Gene Ontology annotation, molecular function: mRNA binding; protein binding. The transcript has 14 exons. NCBI's taxonomy places the organism in Eukaryota, Metazoa, Arthropoda, Insecta, Coleoptera, Curculionidae. Gene Ontology annotation, cellular component: nucleus. The coding region runs from base 126 to 2279 and encodes 717 amino acids. The record is from RefSeq and is a predicted model, not a curated record. Gene Ontology annotation, biological process: mRNA 3'-end processing.
UCAGUUGUCACUUGUCAAACAUUUUUCUUGUUUACCUUUGCAUGUAAAUGUUUAUGCCUACUUAAUAAUUGAAAUUAGAAAAUUGUAGAUUUUCCGACUAUUUUUUUAUAAAAAUCGUGGAAAAAAUGACCACCACAACGGUCGCAAAUGAGGAACGGCUUCUAAUCGAUUGGGGUAACGAAAAACUAUACAGAACACAAAAACAAGUAGAGAAAAAUCCAUAUGACCUAGAAGCUUGGUCGAUUCUCUUAAGAGAAGCCCAGGGCAAGCAUAUUAGUGAGGUUCGGGCACUCUACGAACAUCUUAUCACUAUUUUUCCUAGUGCUUCCAGAUACUGGAAGGUUUACAUAGAACAUGAAAUCAAGGCAAGGAGCUUUGAAAGAGUGGAAAAGUUAUUUCAAAGAUGUCUCAUGAAGAUUUUGAAUAUUGAAUUAUGGAAACUAUAUUUGAGCUAUGUGAAAGAAACAAAAGCCUCUUUGCCCACUUACAAGGAAAAGAUGGCGCAAGCUUACGAUUUUGCUUUGGAUAAAAUUGGCAUGGACAUACAUUCGUUUAGCAUUUGGAAUGACUACGUGAAUUUUCUAAAAGGUGUCGAAGCCGUGGGUUCAUAUGCCGAGAAUCAGAAAAUUGGUGCGGUCAGGAAGGUUUAUCAGAGGGGUAUUAUCACUCCAAUGACUGGAAUGGAGACAUUGUGGAAGGACUAUAUUGCAUUCGAGCAAAAUAUCAACCCAAUAAUCGCAGAGAAAAUGAGCAUAGAAAGAAGCAGGGAUUACAUGAACUCAAGAAGAGCAGCUAAAGAAUUGGAAGUUCAAAUUAGAGGUAUUAAUAGAAACGCUCCCAGUGUACCACCUAAUGGAAGCCCCGAAGAGAAAAAACAGGUUGAGUUGUGGCAAAAAUACAUUGCUUGGGAAAAAGGCAAUCCGCUACGCACAGAAGACACCGCCUUACAUACGAAACGGGUAAUUUUCGCAUUGGAGCAAUGCCUGUUAUGUUUGGGACAUCAUCCCGAUAUUUGGUAUCAGGCCGCCCAAUUUCUCGAGCACAGCAGUAAGAUUUUGGCUGAAAAGGGUGACAUAAAUGCAUCAAAAUUAUUUAGCGAAGAGGCUGCGAACGUAUUUGAAAGGGCGACCAGUACCGUUUUAAACCGAAAUAUGCUUUUGUAUUUUGCUUACGCAGAUUACGAGGAGGGCCGGUUAAAAUACGAAAAAGUCCAUCAGAUUUAUUCGAAAUAUUUAGAUAUUAAGGAUAUAGAUCCCACAUUGGCUUACAUACAAUAUAUGAAAUUUGCAAGAAGAGCCGAGGGUAUCAAGUCGGCCAGAGCGGUAUUUAAAAGGGCCAGGGAGGACCCGAGGUCUAAGUAUCAUAUUUUCGUAUGUGCCGCCCUUAUGGAAUAUUAUUGUUCAAAGGAUAAAAAUAUAGCAUUCAGGAUUUUCGAAUUGGGAUUGAAGAAGUUUAGCGCUGUUCCGGAAUAUGUGACUUGUUACAUCGAUUAUCUCUCUCAUUUGAACGAAGAUAAUAACACGAGGGUGCUUUUUGAACGCGUUUUAUCUUCGGGAAGUUUGGAAAAUGAAAAAUCUGUUGAUAUUUGGAACAAGUUCUUGGAAUUCGAGUGUAACAUCGGCGAUCUCCAGUCUAUCGUUAAAGUAGAGAAACGAAGAUCCGAUGUCCUAUCGAAAAUCAAAGAGUUCCAGGGAAAAGAAACUGCUCAGUUAGUCGACAGGUAUCGAUUUAUCGACUUGUUCCCUUGUACACCUCAGGAGUUGAAAAGUAUCGGUUACACUGAAGUAAUAAACAUCACAGGUGCCGCCGGUAUGAACCACAUUCUUCACUCUAUUAUCAGUCAAGAAAUCGAAAUGCCUCUACCUAAGCCAGAUUACGCUCAAAUGGUUCCUUAUAAACCCAAAACAAAUCCUUUGCCUGGUGAACAUCCUGUACCAGGUGGAUCUUUUCCUAUGCCUCCCUCAGCAGCCUACCUGUGCACAUUGUUACCGCCACCACAUUGCUUCAGAGGACCAUUUGUUCACAUUGACAUACUGAUGGACAUUUUCAACAGGAUUUAUCUUCCUGAACAAGUUCCUGCUCCGACUGAACACGGUGACGUACGACUAUUCGACAUCGCGAAAUCAGUUCAUUGGAUAAUCGAGGAAAACGGCGGACUCGGCAUUAAAAGAAGAAAGAAGAUCGGCCUGGCAACGGACGGAUCUGACGACGAAGAUAUGCAGUUGCCCCCCAUGAACGAUAUUUAUAGGCAAAGACAACAGAAAAAAGUUAGAAUUUGAAUGUUUGUUCAAUAUUCAUGUUUGCUGUCUACAUAAAAUAAGUUUUCAAAUAAAAUGCUAUUCAUUCCUCUUUUA